This is a messenger RNA of Nicotiana tabacum (common tobacco), 1307 nucleotides long. Lineage: Eukaryota; Viridiplantae; Streptophyta; Magnoliopsida; Solanales; Solanaceae. The record is from RefSeq and is a predicted model, not a curated record.
AGGACACAGGAACACCUAUGUGUGUCACCCUCUGUCCAGCAAUUCAACACAAUGAGAGAAUUAAAGACCUUCUUCUUUUUCCUACUAUCACCUCCCUUUAUUUAAACACCACCAUUUUCACUUCAAAAACUUCAUACAACAAAUAACCCCUCCACACACACCAACUAGAGAGAAAUGGGAAGGCCUCCUUGUUGUGACAAAAUAGGUAUAAAGAAAGGUCCUUGGACUCCUGAAGAAGAUAUUGUUUUGGUCUCUUAUAUUCAAGAACAUGGUCCUGGAAAUUGGAGAUCAGUCCCUACUAAUACUGGGUUGAUGAGGUGCAGCAAAAGUUGCAGGCUAAGGUGGACAAAUUACUUGAGGCCAGGAAUCAAAAGGGGUAAUUUCACUCCACAUGAAGAAGGAAUGAUUGUCCAUCUUCAAGCUUUAUUGGGUAACAAAUGGGCAGCCAUAGCAUCAUAUCUUCCACAAAGGACGGACAAUGACAUAAAGAACUAUUGGAACACUCAUCUAAAGAAAAAGCUCAAGAAAUUCCAAACAGGUUUGGAUUCACAUUUGACUUCUCCUCCUCCUGCAGAUUCUACCACUUGUGAUCAUUUCUCAUGGCAUUUCAUGAGUGACAAUAAUAAGCAAGGCUCAAAGUUAUUACUACAACAGAACCACAACUCUCCAAAUUCUUCCUCUUCCUUGUAUGCUUCAAGUACAGAGAAUAUUUCAAGACUUUUAGAAGGAUGGAUGAGAUCUUCUCCAAAUCCUUCUACAAAGAUUAAUGAAAUGAUCUUUCAUGAAAAUCAACAUAACCAAGAUGAUCAAGACCUAUUUAUAAGUUGUGAAACUUCUCUGGUUCAGGAUGAAGGAAUUAGCAACAGUAUUAAAACAAUUCCAAGAGAAUACAAGUCUGUUAUUUCAGCUUGUGAAAGCAGUGGAGUUGCUGAAAAGACAAUGAAUACUAAUACUCCUCCUCCAUUCACAUAUCUUGAGAAGUGGUUGCUAGAAGAAAAUGCUGGUCAAGUUGAAGAACUUAUGGGACUUCCUAUGAUAUUCACUUAAUAUUAAUAUACAUUUUCUGUUGUAACUUAAUUAUCAGUAUUGUAACUUCAUGUGGACGAAGUCCAUAGAUGUAUGAAUUUUUAAGUUAACAUAGUUCAAAUUAUAAACUUUAUGUAACUUUUCUAAGAAGUUAAAAAUAAGCUCCAUCACAGCUCCACGGAUAUCUAAAAAAAAUUCAAUGGCACAAGCAGUGGAGGAGCCACCUAAGCUAAGGUCAAAAAUUUAUUUUAUGUACAUAUAUUAUAUGUUGACUCCCCUUA